CGUGCAUGCCAGGCUUCGGAGGAAAGAAGAUUUUAUCUACACCACGAACUGUUAUUGUUGUUUGAGGUAUAUGAAACCAAUCCCCCUUUUCUCAUGUCUCAUAAUUCCUGAUGUUUGCGAUAUGUAUGCUACUCGUGCUAUGGAUUUGGAAAAUAGGUUUGGUAAUUAGUAUGGCUACCUACUAAGUCAAUGAUAUAUUCGGUGAUAAAAAUUGCAUGCAUUUGAUUUUUGUCUAAGGCAUUAAUGCUUGUUCCUAAUUGUCCUAUGCUGCUAUCUGAGAAAUACUCCAUUGUGUUACAUAUUUUUUUCUAUUUAAAUCAGCGGCGGUGCCUUGGUACCUUAAACAGAUCGCUACACCCAUGUUGGUAGAAGUACAGUGAUAUGAUCAUCCUUUUUUUGUGUGUUGCUAAGGUCUGAUGUUACUUGGUUCGUCUGCUUGGCCAUGGAAAUCGACGAGAGCCAUGGAAGCAGCCUUUGCUCAAGAAGGGUGACAUCAUGGUCGUGGAGAUCUCCAACCUCUAUCAGGUGGCUAUGCUGGUCAACGAUCUAUGCAGGUCGAAGAGCGUGAACGACCUAUCCUCCCCAUCAUGCCAAACCCACAAGGAUGACGACAACAACAACCUAGAGGACGAGGAUGAGUGGCAGGACGGGAAGAAGUUCGAUGCGGUGGCCACCUUCAAGAUCCUCAGCGAGGUUGAAUUUUCUCUUUCUGUAUCCUCUAUUCCUCUCCAAUGGCACAACCAAACCCUGUGCACGACAAGGUGUUUGUGUGGAUGUGUUACCCGUGUCUACAUGACUCAAUUGAUGGACUUGGUGCGUCUGCAGAUCCUGAUGUACCAGCUGUGCAAGGGCGUGGGUUUUGUUCACAGCAGCGGGGUGCUCCACCGUGAUCUGAAACCGCACAACCUGCUCAUGGACCGCUAGACCAUGGCGCUCAAGAUCACUGACCUCGGACUCAGCCGUGCCAUCAUCGUCCCUGUAAAGAAGUACACGCACGAGGUCUGCUUCCCACUGCCACUGGUCUUCAUCAUCAGCCGUGCAUCUUGCGUCUGAUUAAAUAGUGGAGUCUGAAUUGUUUGUGCAGAUUCUGACGCUGUGGUACAGGGCGCCCGAGGUUCUUCUUGGCGCCACACACUAAUCCACGCUGGUUGACAUUUGGUCCGCGGGCUGCAUAUUUGGUACCAUUUCGAUGAGCACAUAUUCUUGUCAAAGCAAACUGCUUCAGAAUUCAAACCGACAUAUACGAUUUCUAAUUUGGUUGUAAAUGGCAGCUGAGUUGGUUACUAAUCAGCCGCUUUUCCCUGGCGACUCCGAGUUACAGCGGCUCCUCCACAUCUUCAAGUAAUGCCUCCAGUGCUUUAGUUCGUUGUUUGCAUUCUGAAUUCUUGGUGGGU
Zea mays is the source of this 1394-nucleotide messenger RNA. Its product is annotated as mitogen-activated protein kinase sty1. Bases 496 to 924 code for a protein of 142 amino acids. Gene Ontology annotation, biological process: protein phosphorylation. The record is from RefSeq and is a predicted model, not a curated record. NCBI's taxonomy places the organism in Eukaryota, Viridiplantae, Streptophyta, Magnoliopsida, Poales, Poaceae. The transcript has a single exon. Gene Ontology annotation, molecular function: protein kinase activity; ATP binding.